AUGACGAUGGCACUUCUUCGGAUUGCACGCCCGCCAGUUUCACGCCUUUUAGUUGCGGGGGCCCAUUACCACACCGUGUCGGAUGCACUGACAGAGGAGGAGCGGCGUCAUUUGGAGCAGGAGCUGCCACCGCGGGAGCUUUUGAGGGAAUUUCGAACCAAGGAUCAACCACCGGAUGGGGAAGGCGAUGAUGACGUGAAAGUACCGGGUGAUUCCUUUGGUAUCAUGCGCAAUCGUGUUGUCUUUUACAGACCGAUUCCACGGGAGGUGCAUGCUGGAGCUCUUGGGGAGUUGUUUCCCGAGGGGUGUCACCCGAUGCGCUCCGUUAAUGCCGCGACUUUGAGGCGCCUCUGCGGACGGUUUGGCGUGAGUCUUGAGGAGGCGGCCGCCGCAAUGUUAGAGGCAGAGCUUGACAUCAAUGUUGCUGUAGAUCUACUUGUGAGGCGCAAAGGCAUUAAGGCACCUUUUGGAAGCUUUGGACUGGUUGGUUUUGAGAACUACGCACCAGAGACGUUUUGUAUGGUGAACUUUAUUCUUCCAUCUUUUGAGGCUACACGUGAUGAUGAAGUGCUUGACGCAAUCCAUGAGUUGACGUUAUCCGCUGCGGAACUGCCGUUGGAUAUAACAAAAGAAGAACUUUUAAAUAAGUUUUUAAAUCAUUGGACGAUUGAGGAUGGAAGAAACUGCAGAGAAGUAAUGAAUUCUUUUGACAUCACAGCCCAAAGCAUCGUGAUGCUACCGUACGGAGAGUACAGCGUCCAGGGUUUUUAUAUCUUUAACCCUGUCAAGGAAGACGUUCCAAACAUUGGAACAGGGGCGGCAGCAUGCUGUCUGGAUCUUAGAACUGGCAUACACAAUCGCUUUCGGUUCCAUGUGGAACGCGUUGCAGAUUCCGUGAGUGAACAUGUUCUCCGCGAGCUGGUGCAUUAUGGACAGAACAUCCAUCUUUUGCGACAGGCGUAUUGGUUUAAACCGGAUUAUAGUGUGGAGGAGUACAUUCGCUUUAAGGAGUCCUUGCUACAACCGAGUGCAUCCAUCUUUGAGAUGCGCUACGCGGUGCUCACGGCGGCUCCUUACGGACUGGAAGGGUACCGUAACCUUGUAGAAAUGGAGAAGCUGAAGGUGGCACAACACAAAUACGAAAAACACUAUGAGGAUUUCAUUUCACCCGGUAAGUGGCUGACAAGCGAUAAUGCCCAGCUUCAGACAGUUGCAGCAGGAAGUGGUGAUGCACCUGGGUCCAUUCUGCAUAUGCAAACAAAUACUCCAAGCAUUUCAAAGACGGCGAUGGAGACGAGAACAGCACCGCUUCGUCAUGUUCUUGAAAAGUCCAUUCAGGCUCAUGGUGAUCGUGUUUUUGACCGCUUCUACCGCAUGAACUAUCAUUAG
This is a messenger RNA of Trypanosoma cruzi, 1389 nucleotides long. RefSeq lists its product as uncharacterized. The transcript has a single exon. The record is from RefSeq and is a predicted model, not a curated record. NCBI's taxonomy places the organism in Eukaryota, Euglenozoa, Kinetoplastea, Trypanosomatida, Trypanosomatidae. Bases 1 to 1389 code for a protein of 462 amino acids.